AUGUCGAAUUCCUCAGAACCGAAACAAUGCAAUUCUGGUAUUCUUAUACCAGCUCUGAAAACGUCGCCGGGAAAUACGAUGAUAUAUUUUUUUGGAUUGUUGUAUUGUUUUCUAGGUGAGUUUGGGGUAUCUAGAAAAAUUUGAAAAAAUUAAACAUUCAAAAAAACAUGAAAAUAAUUUUUUAUUCGAAUCUUCACGUUUAAAAAAUUUCACAUUUCUUGUUUUUCUCAAAUUUCAGAACAAUCGAAAAUGAAAUCAGUAGGUUAAUUUUUUUUUCAUUUAGAAAAAUUAAAUCUUGUUAGAAAUCUGAAGUAAGUUUUAUUUUGGAUAACUGAAAAAAAGGAUCAAAUUUUAUAACCUAAAAGUUCAUAACAAUUUAGAGAGAGAUUAUGGGUUAGGAAAAAAAUUAACAUGAAAAAAAUCUUGUAAAUUGGAGAAAAAUAGUGCUUACCCCCUCUUCUUCCUAAACUCUGUUUUUUCAAGGAAUUGCAAUCGCCGCUGAUAUUUUCAUGUGUGCAAUCGAACAAAUCACAAGUGCAACUCGAAAAGUCAAACGAACCCCAAAAAAAGAUAAAUUAGUCGAAGACGCCGCAACCGAAGAAGGAGAAGAAACCUAUGAUUAUGUGAAAAUCUGGAAUCCAACAGUUGCAAAUUUAACACUUAUGGCUCUUGGAUCUUCAGCUCCUGAAAUCCUACUUUCAAUUAUUGAAAUCAUUGGAAACGAUUUCAAAGCUGGAAGUUUAGGACCUGGAACUAUUGUUGGAUCGGCAGCUUUCAAUCUUUUCUGUAUUUCUGCUAUUUGUGUACUUGCUGUUGGUUCAAAAGCUAAAAGAAUUGAAUUAUACAGGGUUUUUAUUGUCACCGCGUUUUUUGGAACAUUUGCAUAUCUUUGGUUGUAUUUGGUAAGUUUUUUUUUAAUUUAAAAAAAAGCUGGAACAGAAUGUUUUUUUAUAGAUUCUCAUCAAGAUAAGUAAAGAUGUUGUUGAAGUUUGGGAAGCGCUUUUGACACUUCUGUUUUUCCCGAUUCUUGUUGUUGCUGCUUAUUUUGUUGAUAUUGAAAUUUGGAAAUCGAAAAAAGCAGAUCUUCGUGAGCAAUUAGAACUUCAAGAUUGUGGAAUGGGAAAAACAAUCGAAUCUGAAGGAAUUACUGAUGAGAUUAAAAAAUGGGCCAGUUCUUUCAGUCUACCAGAUGAAAAUGGAAUUGUGACCGAAGCAGCUCCAUCGAUUGCCACAGUUCGAAAAUGGACUAGAACAUUGUCACAAACUUAUCCAGAUUUGGAUGAGGAAGAUCAAGCAAAAAUAUUGGCGAAUAGAGUUUCGAGAACUUUGAGUCAUGAUAGACUUUAUUAUCGAAUUCGAGCAAUUCGACAACUUUCUUCGUCUUGGAGAAAAAGUCAGGAUGAAGAAAUUCAGAAAAUUGAAGAAAUUGGAAAAGAAGAAGCUGAUUGUGGACCAAGAAGUAAAACAUUUGUGGAAUUUAAUGCAAGAGUUUAUGCGGUUGAUCAAAAUGAUUCGAAUGUUAUCUUGAAGGUUUGUUUUAUAUUUUAUUCAGAAAUAGAAAUGUUUUUCAUAUAAUUUUAGGGAAUAAAAAUUUUUUAGAACUUUAGAUCUUCUAAACAUCGGGUUUAGAAUUUUAGAAAGAGAACUACAAGUUCGAUCAAUUCGAAUUUAUAUUUUGGAAAAAAAGACUUCUGUAAAUUUGAAAACUAUUUUCGAACAAACCUAUUUCAGGUCUAUCGAUAUGGAAACACUGAAUCUUCAUUCACAAUCAAUUACACAACCGUAAAUGGAGUCGCCAAAAAAGAUUUGAACUAUCUUUUCAAAAGUGAAGUUCUAAAGUUCAACUCGGGAGAACUUUCCAAAGAAAUUGUUAUUCAAUUGGUGCAACCAGAAAAUUGGCGACCAAAUGAUGUGUUUUAUGUGCAUUUGAAAAUUCAGGUAAGUUGAGGGUCCCUGCAGAAAAUAGGGUGAUUAAUUUGAAAAAAAAACAAUUUUAUUUUGCAAAAAAAAUCCUACAAAAGAUCAUGAUUUUCAACUUUUUUUGAAAGAAAAACAACGUAUUUAUUUGAUCUGUGAUUUGUUGUCUGGAAAAUUUUGAUUUCACAAGGAUCAAAAAGAAGCUUGAAUGUCGAAAUAAUUAAUCUGAUCAGUGAUUUUUUUUAAACUGAAUUCUGAAUUUUCAAAAAAAUAUUCCAGGAUGAAGAUGAAAAUGCCAAUGUUCGCCUCGGAAUUUGUAACGUAGCCCGCGUGAAAUACCCUGCAGAUGAGCCGAAAAAUGUUACCGGAACUCCAAACAUCGAAUUUGUCCGUCCAAAUUAUGUGGUGAAAGAGAACGCAAAAUUCAGUCGAAUUUAUGUAACACGCCGUGGAACUCGGGCGAGUUUGAAAGAACCAAUUAUAGUAAAAUAUGAGACAGAAGACAUUACUGCAAAAAAUGGAUCUGAUUAUCGAGGAGUUCGGGAUGGAGAAUUAUUUUUCAAAAAUCAGGUUAGUUGGUCCCUCAUUUCCCCUGUUUUUGUUGAAAAAAUAUAUAUUUGAAAUGUACAAAGAAAAACAAUUUUUUUGUUAAUCUAUUUUUGGAAAGUUGAUUUAAUCUUAAAAAUAUUCGGUAUUUUUUCUCAAAAAAACAUGUUGGAAGUGCAGCAACCCUAAUUAGGUUCAGAAAUCAAGCCUUAUUACGUAGGCAGAAAACACAUAACUAACUAGAUUUUUGUUUUACUUUAGGAAUACGAAAAGUAUAUUGAUAUCGAGAUUUUUGAUGAUAAAGAAGACGAGAAAGAUGAAAGUUUUCAAGUUGAAAUAAAAGAGAUUGAAAGUAAAGAAUAUACAAUUGGACAAAAACGAAAAACUAUUGUGACAAUUAUUUCGGAUGAUAAUGCAUUGAAAAAUAUAACAAAUGUUCAUAAAUUGAUGUCGCAUUAUAUUCGAGAAAUGAAACCGGGAAAAGCCACGUGGAAAGAGCAAAUAUUGAAUGCGGUUUCUGUGAAUGGAGGAGAUUUGACAAAUGCAACAAUUUCGGAUUGUGUUUUACAUGCAUUGGCAUUCCCAUGGAAGGUUAGUUUUUUAGGGUGAUUUUUUUGGAAAAAAUACAGUGGAUCAAGCUCAAAUUCCAAAAUUGCAGAGUUUUUGAACUGAGAUCUUCGGAUUUUUCAAAUUUAUUUUUCUAAAUUGAACUUUUCUCUUUAAAUUCUGCGACCACAUUUCUGUUGUCAAACUUGUAUGACGUUAUGAAAUUUGGAAACAGAAUUUGCAAAAAAUCAAAGUUUUGUAAGAUCACAACUUUUCAAGAUUAUCCAACUUUCCUCACGUCAUAACUCAUGUUCAGAGUUGAGAUAAGAUGAUUUUGAAAGCUCAAAUGUGAUCAGCUAUGAUGAAUUUUGUACCAAAUCAGAAAAACAAUUUUUUCACGUGAACACCAUUUUGAAACUUUAACGAAAUUUUUCUAAUUGGAUAUAAAAGUAUUUUUCAGUUUGCCUUCGCAUUUCUACCUCCACCAACAAUUCUCAGCGGUUAUCCAUGUUUCGUAGUUGCUCUCAUUGCUAUCGGAAUAGUUACUGCUGUUGUCGGAGAUGUUGCAUCGAUUUUCGGAUGUAUGAUUGGAUUUUCUGAAUCGACUGUUGCAAUCACUUUGGUCGCACUAGGAACUUCCCUUCCAGAUACUUUUGCCUCAAAAAUUGCUGCUGAAAGUGUUAGUAUCAAUCAGCAAGAUUUCGGUGAAUUUCAAAAAUCUCUAUUUUCUAGGAAUCAUCUGCUGAUAAUGCUGUUGGAAAUGUGACUGGAUCAAACUCUGUCAAUGUUUUCCUUGGACUUGGUCUUCCCUGGGUAAUUGCUUCAAUCUAUUGGGCUUCGAAAGGUCAAGAAUUCAAAGUUUUCUCAGGAGAUUUAGGUAUCAGGUAAGUAAGCCCCUAAUACUUCAUAUCAAAAGUUCAUCGUUAUUUAUAUGAUUGUUAUUCUAUUAUACCUCCCCCCUAGAAAAGUGUUGUGUUUUUGCCCUUUCGUAAUUAAUUAAUUAAAUAUACGUCAUCAUCUCUCGUAUUUUUUUUGCAGUGUCGCUGUCUUCAUGAUUUGCUCUGUACUCUUCCUAUCGGUUCUUGUGCUCCGGAGAAAGUUGAAGAUUUUCGGACGAGGUGAACUUGGUGGACCGUUUGGACCAAAAAUCUUGUCUGGGCUAUUUUUCAUUGCACUCUGGGUGGUUUAUGUAGCAGUAUCUAUCUAUAACUUCAAGAAACAAGCAUAA
This is a messenger RNA of Caenorhabditis angaria, 4237 nucleotides long. NCBI's taxonomy places the organism in Eukaryota, Metazoa, Nematoda, Chromadorea, Rhabditida, Rhabditidae. The record is from the annotation of a GenBank genome assembly.